UUUUUUUAAAAAGCUUUGGUUUCUCCGUCUUUCUUGGAGACCAUACAAAUGUCUGUCGAUCCAUCCAACUCACCCACCAUUUUCUGCCGAUGCAUCUUCCAAAGCCACUCACUUCUCCGUUUCUUCGACACUCUCAGAAGUCAGAAUCCCCUUAGACCUGUCCAAUGGCAGCUCCUUCACCCACCACCUUUUCACAGCACAUCAAUUUCUCCAUGGAUGUCCGCAGAACAUCAUUAAAGACAUCAACAAUCUUUGGUCCUAAGCUGAAAUCAGGAGAAACUGAACGCACCCAUUUGAGAUUGUUGACUUCUUUCAAGGAGAUUUCUGGGUUUCUUCAGAUUACAAGUGUUGUGCAAACUUCACCACUCACCCUGACAGAUAAAAAGACUGGUACACGUUUAGAGUUGAAGGCUUCUAAGGAGCCUCCAGGGCUGACUAAGCAACUUGACAAUAGUAGGCUGGAGAGCUUGGCUGAAACUGAAAAUGUGUGCGACGUUUUUGAAGAUCUGAAACAUCGAUUUCUGAGAUUCAAAAAGCGUAAAUUUGAAGAAAACUUGGAACAUUUUCAAAAUCUUGCCCAGGGUCAAGCACCAAAGUUCAUGAUUAUUGCUUGUGCAGACUCUAGAGUUUGCCCAUCAAACAUCCUGGGGUUUCGACCGGGGGAAGCAUUUGUGGUCCGAAAUGUAGCAAAUCUAGUACCCCCGUUUGAGAGUGGACCCUCAGAAACAAAUGCUGCAUUAGAAUUUGCUGUAAAUGCUCUUAAAGUUGAGAACAUACUAGUCAUUGGCCACAGCCGCUGUGGAGGUAUUCGUGCCCUCAUGAGUAUGCAAGAUGAAGAAGAUUCAAGUAGCUUUAUUAGAAGUUGGGUCGUUGUUGGAAAGAAUGCAAGCUUAAUCACAAAGUCUGCAGCUUCCAACCUAAGCUUUGACCAGCAGUGCACACACUGUGAGAAGGAAUCAGUCAACCAUUCCUUGUUAAAUCUGCUCACUUACCCAUGGAUAGAAGAAAAAGUGGCCAGAGGAGAACUGCUUGUGCAUGGUGGGUACUAUGAUUUCGUUGACUGUACAUUUGAGAAGUGGACAUUGGAUUACGAGGGAGGCAAUUUGGAGGAGAAUAGCAGAUUUGCAGUCAAAAACCAAUUUUAUUGGUGCUGAAUUCUGCUACUACCGUCUCUGUAUGCUUUCUUGUUAUUUUAUUUUUGCCUUUUCAGAAUUUAUUUCCAGUGCGACAGCUGAAGCAUAGGCUUAAUGGUACACACACUCCCACGCUUCCUGACAUGGCUUUUAAAAUUAUCAUUUAAUCACAAUCUAAUAGAAAUUUUAAAAGUCACGUCGAAGAGUGUGGAGUGUGUAGCGUAUUUUUUAGGAAAUAUCUACCCUGUUGUAUAUGUGUAUCAAUGAAAUAUGUUAUUUUCACGGUAUAAUAUACCUGUAUUCCUGAUGUAAUUCUACUGACAUCCCUUGUCUUUGUAAGUUUUACAUGUUUGUUGUACUCAAUUGUUCUAAUAAAUUGGUUCCUCGAAUUGUAGUCUCAUGAAAGUAAUUGGAUACGGCAGGGCAUUUGAUUUGAGAGAAAGGUAUUGAUGAGUGUGUGUAAAGUCACCAGCAUUCAGUGCUUAA
Alnus glutinosa is the source of this 1619-nucleotide messenger RNA. Its product is annotated as beta carbonic anhydrase 5, chloroplastic-like. Lineage: Eukaryota; Viridiplantae; Streptophyta; Magnoliopsida; Fagales; Betulaceae. The transcript is spliced from 10 exons. The record is from RefSeq and is a predicted model, not a curated record. Gene Ontology annotation, molecular function: carbonate dehydratase activity; zinc ion binding. Bases 165 to 1154 code for a protein of 329 amino acids. Gene Ontology annotation, biological process: carbon utilization.